UGCAGGCUUUCGCACGAAGCCUGGUAAGUAAGAAAUAUCCAAGAUUUCAACAGAGCGUAAUGAUGAAUAAUAUUUCGUCUCGUUACCUAAUGGUUUGUUUCGAAAAAAAUUCAAACAUCAAUUUGAUCGAGCAAAGAGUCUGUGUCGAUUCGCGCGCAGUAUUUGGAUUGGACCCCGAAGUGCAUUGCGACAUGGCUGCGCGUGCGCAGUGGUAAAAAACAAAAAUGUCGGCAGUUGGCAGCCGCCGUUUCUAGCCGAGAAGAGACCGACAGAAGAUCUGGCUAAAAUCGCCGUGCAUCCUCGCACGCGAAUGCCGUAUCACGCGUGCCGAAACCUUCGGCGUUAUUGUAAAUACUUGUGAAUAGUGUAUCUAGUUUUAGUUUUACGAUAAAGUCAGGGUGAAUCGAUAAAAGAAACCGUGGAAAAUCUUGCUUGUGAGUUGCGGAUUUCCGCGUAUAGCGUCUAUCCAACGAAUCCCGGAACUGUUUUAUCCGAUCCCGCGAUAAUUAUACCCAGAUAAUAAUCCACAACCGUGUUUGUUCUACCCUGAAGACCUCGAGGGAUGCUAUAAAUAGUGAAUAUAGUUUGUAAGAGUCAAACUCUCAAAAAUCUCUUUGUGUUUUCGUGUUGUCAAAAAUUCGUCCGGGCUGCCAUUGCUGGUUGGUUGCCUGCUGCCGCUGUACCCCUCCGUGCUUAGAAAUGUCAUGCCAGCCGCGAAAAUAAUGCUUUUAAAUUAAGUCAUCGUUAUCGCGGCCCAUCUAUACUCUAUUUCGGUGUUGAUAAGUGUGAUUAUUCAACGUGUAAAGUGUUUGACAAGACUAUGAAGUGGCUACCCGGAGGCGGGGGCGAACCGGCACCCCCCAUGCAGCUGCAUCACCCCUCUGCCAACGGCCACAUACCCACCGAGGCAGAACAAUGCGCUCAAAUUAUGGCAGGUGGCGAUGGGGUUCGUAUACAAUCUGGACAAAUCGCCCAAAUGGGUAUCGGCAGAACUCAAGAUGAUGCGACCGUUGGUUACGUUUUCCAGAGACCAACAGAACAGGACUUCAUUCCUCAGACUUCGAGCUAUCAAACUAAGCAGCCAGCCAGGGCCUGGGCCCUUGCCGACGAUGCCAUUAUCGAUAAUAACCAUGACAAGUGGAAGUAUCCAAUGACUAAACUAGGCAUACCUCAACAAAGCCAACCUCAGCAGCUUGGCUUGCAAACCAUGAACAAUGUUCAUCUACCCUACGAGUUGCACACCAUGCAACUGAAGAGUGGUGGUCCAGGAGCGGAGCAUUUGGUAUAUCUGAACAAUCAGAUGGCGCCGCAGCAUCAGGUUGCUCUGUAUCAUCACCAGCAGCAGCAACAACAGCAACAGCAGCAACAACAACAACAACAGCAACAGCAACAGCAAUUCAGAAAUGGCCAGAUCGCUCCCUCGGCAAAAAAACUUUGGGGCGUCGAUGAAGGCGGGUCUAAAGAUGAGGGGGGAGUCAAAGGCGGUGGGAUACUUCACCUGGGAGAUCAUCAGAUGUGGCGCGAUUCUACCUGGAGUACGUCAGACAAUGCAGUUUCGCAACCGAUCUCAAUGGGCACUGGAAGACGUGCUACCGGAUACCACCACCACACUUCCGAGGUUGGGGCGGUUCUCAGCCCUAGAGGCAGCGAAACCGGAGGUCUUGGCGUUAAAAUGGUCGAGUACGUUCUGGGAUCAAGUCCCACCACCCCAAAAGACUUGGAGCCUCGAAUGGGUUCCCUGAGAUUGAACACGGACGGAGACAAAAAAGAGAAAGAGAAGGGUUCGGCGAGCCCCUUCGAUGGUUCUAAGGACGACAACGGACCCCAGGGCAAUGGACUGGGCCCCCAAAAUGGCCUUGACGACGACAAAGGAUUUAAAUAUUUUUAUUCGGUUCACAGUCGCACGCCGGGUAGCAGACAGCCUUCGCCAGGGGAGGAGGACUUCCAGAAGAAUGUAUCUGCUACCCUCGCUGUGUCGACGGGGGCUGGAGGCGUCGUGCUCCUGAAACAGGGGAUCGACGUCGUCGGUACCGAGGAACACUUCAUGACGGCCUUCGGUCCGGCCCCUCACCUCCAGCAUCAUCAGGCCCCCCCGGCCCACCACUUACCUCAUCCACAUUCUCACGCCGCUCAAUUGUUCAGCGCCCAGGGUCCACCGCCUCAACAGGGUCCGCCUCCUCAGCAACAGCAGCAGCAACAGCAACAGCAACAACAAGGUCCUCCCCAGCCACAGGACACCGCGACACAUUUUGACGUCCAGCAACUCUUCCGCAGCCAACAACAAGCGGCGACACCCCAACAACUUCAGCUGCUACAGCAGCAGCAGCAGCAACAACAGCAGCAACAAUACUUGGCAGCAUCUCAAGCGCAACAGCAGCAACAACAACAGCAAAAUUUCCCAACUGCUCCUUACGCAGUAAUCAGUGGGCAGGAGCCUUACGUAGGGGCAUUGAUCACUGGAGCACCACCUGUUGUUCCCCAGUAUUAUGGAGUCGCACCUUGGGUCUAUCCAGCAGGUCUCCUGCCACAAGCUCCGCCACAAGCCGCUGCUCCACCACCUCCGAGGAGACCCUUGACACCCUCUUCGGCUGCUGCAGCUGCUGUCGCUGCUCAGGACACUGCAAACAACUUGGCUCAAACGGUUCAAGGACAGUAUCAGGUGAUACCUGCUUACUACGAUCAAAAUGGAUCAAUUGUUAUGGGAGGCGUUCGCGGACUGGGAUCAGCUGCAACUCCAAUGAGAUUAGUCAGUCCAGCACCUGUUCUUGUUAACAGAGCACCAUCUCAACCUCAGCCAGGUCCUCCUGCGCCUCCACCGCCUAGUCUAUAUUCACAACCAACUCCAACAUCGCAUAGCAAUGCAACACCUGGAGAGUGUUUAGGUCUGGCGUGCAGUGCAGCAGCUGCAGUGGUUCAGGCACAAGCAGUUGCCGUGCAACAAGCACAACAACAAGGCUCUGGAUUAGCUGCUGGCUUAGCAGCACUAGGGUAUGGUGGAUCCCCGCUAGGUGCGCUGGGGUCUCCCGCCCAACUACAGAGUACAGGAUUAGGUCUUGGAGCUUCAUCUACUGGGAGAAGGGAUUCCUUUGAUAGAAACACGUCAGCCUUCAGUCCAAGUCUCGAAUACAGUAGAGCUAAAUGGCCUCAAAGCUACGGCGCACUUGGAACAGUAACAGCAUCGCCAAGUCCUCUAGGACUAUCUUUGACGCCACCGCCGGCUCUUGGAGGUUCCUUGGGUGGAUUGGUAGGAGGUGCAAGUCGUGUGUCUGCUGCCCCUGGUGCUGAGGCCAAGUUUAGGGCCAGCGCAGUUCCUGCUUUAACAGCUAACGGUGUUUUUGGAUCUAGUAGCUCGCUCUUUCCAACUUUGGUAGGAAAACCUGGGCGCAGCGGAGCUACUGGAGUUGGAGAUAAAGGUGCUGGCGGACGUUCUCGUUUGCUUGAAGAUUUCAGAAAUAAUCGGUUUCCGAGCUUGCAGUUGCGUGAUUUAGCUAAUCACAUUGUGGAAUUCAGCCAAGACCAACAUGGCUCAAGAUUCAUUCAGCAAAAACUAGAACGAGCAUCUGCUGCCGAGAAGCAGCUAGUAUUUCAAGAAAUUUUGGCAUCAGCCUAUUCCCUGAUGACUGAUGUAUUCGGAAAUUAUGUUAUUCAAAAGUUUUUCGAAUUUGGUACACCCGAACAAAAAUCUACUCUUGCCCAAAAGGUCCGUGGUCAUGUGCUACCAUUGGCAUUACAAAUGUACGGUUGCCGUGUUAUUCAAAAGGCGUUGGAAUCUAUCGGCCCUGAGCAACAGCAAGAAAUCGUACGCGAGUUGGAUGGUCACGUUUUGAAAUGUGUUAAGGAUCAGAAUGGAAAUCACGUUGUUCAGAAAUGUAUCGAAUGUGUCGAGCCUCGCGCUCUUCAAUUCGUUAUCGGAGCUUUUGCUGGACAGGUAUACUCCUUGAGUACUCAUCCUUACGGGUGCAGGGUCAUUCAGCGGAUCCUCGAGCAUUGUACUCCCGAGCAAACCCAAGGGAUCUUACAAGAACUUCACUCUGCUACGGAUCAACUUAUUCAGGAUCAGUACGGGAAUUACGUUAUCCAACACGUACUUGAACAUGGAAAACCAGAAGAUAAAGCUCAGUUGAUUGAAAGUGUUCGAGGAAAAGUGUUGGCAUUAUCUCAACAUAAGUUUGCCAGUAAUGUGGUGGAAAAGUGUGUAACACAUGCUACAAGACAAGAGCGAGCCGUGCUAAUAGAAGAAGUUUGCGGCUUUAAUGACAACGCUUUGAAUGUUAUGAUGAAGGAUCAGUAUGCUAAUUACGUUGUACAGAAGAUGAUUGACGUGGCAGAACCCGCCCAACGGAAGGUCUUAAUGCACAAGAUUCGGCCGCAUCUUGGAAGCCUUCGCAAGUACACCUAUGGGAAGCACAUAAUAGUGAAACUUGAGAAAUUCUUUAUGAAGACCGCAUCUGCGAUGGGUGUUACAACCCCGUCUGGCACCUCUACUGGAGCUGGAGAUCUCGGGCCGAUUGGUCCUCCAGCCUCCACUGCUGGUUCAGUUUCAACUCAGGCCCAACAACCUACUCAGGUUUUAUAAAUACGAAAUGAAUUCUUCGCACAUCCAUUCAACAAUUUAUUAUCACGUGUCGAAUAAUAUCUCGCUUAGCUUCAGUAUUGUAAAUCGAAAAUCAAAAUGUGUUUGUUAUUUUUGUGAAAGCGUUACCAAAUUGCCACCCUUGUUGCACAUAAGUAUGUAUAACGUAUUUCAAAUUUGGUGUUAAAAUGCCUAAUUGAUUUAGAGAAUUUAAUUCCGUAUUAAAUUACACGUUAUUACAUAUCUUUGGUAAAAUUUUCCUAUUCACAUUUCGAUUUUCGAAUUUUCAUACUCAUGGCAGUCCGUUGUAAGCAAAGUAUGAGAUCCAGUCCAUCUAAUACAAUGAAUAACAUUGCUGAUUAAUAAUUCGCAUUGUUGGAAGAUUGUUUGAGUAUUAAGACUUGAGAAUGUUUUCUGAAAUCAUUAUUUCUUAUGGAUAUAUCUGCAUUUGGUGGAUGUUGUGUCGUUUUUUCCUCCUUGUUUUUAAAAUAAUGCUUGAUCGAUUAUGUUUCGUUGAAGAAGAAAAAAACUGUACCGUGACUUUUCAUGGAUAAUAAAUAGUAGGGAUACCAACCCAAUAAAUACCCCGGUAUGGCUGAGCUACAAUAAAGCAAUCCCGCUAUAUACGGGCGAGUAUUGGGUGGUAUAUAUAUAUAUAAUCAUAUAUAUAUAAUCAUUCGUGGACAAGAGGUGUAAAAAUCCAAGUUCACAUUCGGUACAGAAAGAAUAUGAGCGAUUCACACAGCAGCUGAGGCUGCUAAUUGGUAAUACAAUGAUAUACCUACCAUUACAGUAUUUAGGAACAAUCGCAAUGUUGCUAAAUACUGUGCUGUUUAGUUAUUCUACACACAGAUUGGCUGGAUUCCACACAUUGAAUUUAUUGAUACCUAUAUUAUAAUAUCCUCCAAUCUUUCUCUCUUCUCUUUCAAUUCCCCACCAUCCACCCAUGUUGAAGAGAUACUAACGUUGAACUUAAUCGGAGAAAUCAUUUUGGAGAAAAGAUUGUGUAAUAAUUACGGAAGGUUGUGUACGUGAAACGUACUGUGCACAAAACCCCGAUGGGUACAGGCAUAAAAAUCUUACGCAAAUGUGUAGAGCUGGGAUAUGGUUGAAAACAUGAUUGAAAAAAAAAUCUAUUUCACUAUAGCGUGACGAAAAAAAAGAGUAAAAAAAUAUGACUUGAAUAGAAAGUUGAAAUGUCUAGACAGCUAGGGUAGACCAUAGCGCUGCAUGCAUUUAAUCAAUGUAAGCGAUGGGUAGAGUAUAUAUAACAUCUAUGUUAUGUAUGUACACUGCCCGUGCAGGCGUAGUAUUAUUGUUAUUCUCAUACUGGUUUUAAAAUAUCCACUGAUUGGUUUGUGACACGAGAAAAAAAUUUGGUAGGAUUAGAGCCAGCUGUUAUUUAAAAAGCUAGCAUAGCGUUUGACAUGGGAGUGAAGUUGAAGCACCCCUUCGGCCCUAACCUGACCUGAUCUGACUUUUGACCUACCCCCUAAUUUAAAUAUUUAUACGUGUAAUACCGCCGUUUCAUAUUUUUUUUUUAUAAUUAAAAAAAAAGAAAUAACUUACAAAAAUAUUUUCGCCAGUGAAAAAAAAAAACCACGGGAUAUUCAAAAGAUUUCUCUUCUCAUUUCAGCACAGUUUUCUCUUGUCUUUUUUUUUUUUUUUUUUUUUACCCUUCGAUCAAAAAAUCAUGUUAGUAGACAAAUUUUGUAAAUUGUGAUAUAAAUAAUUAUCAAAUGUGUAUAGGUAUGCCCCAUUUCCCAAAACUCCUCUCCUCCGCCCCGCGAAGAACCAUAAAUUCAGUAAUAAUUUUAUUUCAUCAUCCCUCCCUUCCUUUUUAACGGACACUGUGAAUAUUAUGUAUUAUAAUAAUUACUAAUUAAUUAAAUUAAAAAUAUGAUUUAUGUUCUAAUGUCAGCAUCUACUAUUCUGCCCCCACUUGUAAAAUAAGUCAAAUUUUUCGACCAAGAGACAUCUUCAAACAGAAGGCAAUUGCUUCUUUCUCCCAAAACCACUAAAUCCGCCUUUCGCGUGGAAUAUUUGAAUAUAAUUGAAUUUACUUGUAUAUUGUAUAAAUGAAAAUAUUCGGCUAAAAAAUCAACAAUUCAGCUCGCACAACAUGUGUGUAUUUCCGCUGUCCCUAUCCCCUUCCUCGUUCCGAGUGUAUUAUAUGACUAAUUAAGGUGCACUGCUCGAAAUGCUCUUCUGAAUUCGAGUUCGAGAGAUAAGAAAAACAAAUGAAAAGAAAUUAGUGAACAAGUUGAUUGGGGAAAACAUGUACUUUCAAUAUUUUCGAAUAUUCAUGAUAAGGAAACACUACCUUUAUUGAAAUUUAAAAAGUUGGCGUGUUUUUUUUCCCCUAUCUAUCUUCUUUUUUAAUCUAAAACAAUCCAAAAAGAAACAAAAAACGUACCCCGUGAUGACAUAAAUAUGGUAAAUGAUGCAACGUCGCACAACGUGUUAUUUGUGUUAUGGUGACACUUGUAUUAUGUAGCUAUCAUUUCGUACCAUAUCUCACACGUAAGUAGGUUGAUGAAAUGAAGAGUAGUGAUAGGACUGAGGAAUGCUCUGAAAAUAGAAUAAAUGCAGCCCAUUCUUACAAUCUCAUAUUUAUUAUAGUGCAUCCAUGAAACAUACGCGGAGUUGUUGUAAAUCUAUUAAUCCUGAUUUCUAUUUAUUGAAACAAUUUUCUUUCGCGAUAUGAACAGAAAAUGCAAGGAAAGCAUGAAUUUUUUUUUUUUUAUUAGAUGAUAAAAGUAAUUUUAAUUUAUUCCAAAUGAAAACGCGUUGUGGAAUGGAAACUUGACACAUGCGAGGUGCGCAGAUUGUAAAAUUUAAAAUAUUUCGUUUUUAUAAGUACACAAUAAAAUGCAACAAGGAAAAAUCCAGCAACCAACUCAAUGCACCACGAUUUUGUAUUAAAAGAAAAAAAGUUGAAAAAAAAAUUUUGCGAAUUUCUUUGUAAGAUAUUGUAAAUAACGGUUAAUUCGUGAAAUUGAGAAUUUCUCAGGUAUGUACCCUACUCUUCUUUUGGGGAAAUAGAGAGUAGCUAUUAUUAAAAAAAAAGUAUAACAAACCGAUCAAAUAAAAUUAGCGUGGGUGGAGUAGUAGCCUUAGACAUUGCAUAACAAACUUUAUUAUUUUCCAACACUACCGACUAUCGGCUUAUACAUUGAAAGAUCCCUCAACUAAAAUAUCACCAGAAGAAGGCAUUUCGAGACCUAUGCAUAACGAAUUUAACGUCACACCACAUCCGGACUGACAGACAUUCCAGCAACCCCUCGUUGACAGGAUUAAUAACACACAAAUUAUAAAUAUAUAAAAAUAUUAAAAUGAACAUAUAAUUAUAGUAUAAGGAAUACGGUUCCUUCAUCUGUAAAUCACGCGUCAUCUGUAAAUUAAAAAAACGCAUUUUUUAUCGCAUUAUUAUCUCGUCGGAUUAAAAGAAAAGAAAAAAAAAAAAAAAACCAACUGAAAAUCGAAUGCAAAAUCUCUCUCAUGUCUUAUUACUAAGAUUAUUACUAUUAUGUUACUAUAAUUAUUAUUUGAUUAAUGCUUCUUUCUUUUAAUUGUAUUCAUUAUAUGAUGACUAUUACUAAUCACUAGGAAUAUGCUAUAUAUAUAUAUAUAUAUACAUAUACAUAUAGAUAAGCAAACUGACAUAACACAUUAUAAAUAUAUGGUAAUAUAGACACCCUUGACUUUACUUAAUGUUUAGUAUCAACGUUAGUGAAAACAUUAAUAUCUAAUUGCUAUAUCUUUAACCUACUUAAGCUCCUUCAAUUUAUUAACAUUUUUGAUUAUAAAUAGUGUAAAUUUUUUAUAUAGAGUGAAAAAAAAGAAAACAUAUUGACCGAUAGCUCCAACCAGAGGCAUGGUCAUGUAUAAAAACUGCAUUUAAUACACAGCCUUUCAAUCUAUUAAUUAUCUUUGUUAUUUCAUGCCUGGUUUACAAAGAUACACUUCGUAAAAAGAUGAUAGUGAUCAUACUUUGCUGGUAGAUUUUACAGCAAGCAUCCUUGUUUCAGAUAUAUCUUGUUCAGAUCCCUCACAUUACUCAAAUCACUCUGAUGAAUUUACAAUCAUUAUUUAUUAUCCAUGUGAAUUGCAAACCACUGAAACAUCAGCAUCAGCUAUCCCAGAUUUCCUACCAAUUCAUGUGUGUUUGACAAUCUGCUGCAGUUUUCUCAUUACUAGUAAUAACGAUAAUGAUGAAGUAAUUCAUAGUCAUGGUUUUAUCCUAAGAUAAUUUUAUUGAUAAACUUUUACCAUCUGUCUUACUUCUCGUUAAUUAAAAUCUCAUUAGUGGUGAGUAGUAAAGAGAUACCAUCAAGUUUUAAGUGCGAAAUUUUGUACCUUAUACUAAACCGCGUAAUUUGUGGAUCAGGCAUUUUUAUUCUGGUGUCAAGAUUUCGUUGCUAUCGAAAAAAAAACUCCAUGUCACUUUUUAAUGAAGGAACAAUGAUUUACUAGACUUUGCAAACACCAAAACGAAAAUUGAUUAGUUGAAUUUGCUGUACCGUAGUCAGCCACAUCAACAUACUUUGAUUCUCUUAAUGGCAGAGAUAUAGGCGCCUUUUGUGUGGCAUGAUUGUUCACUGUAUAGUUUAUAAAUUAUUUGUAAUACUUGAUAUUCAAAAAUUCACAUAUUUAGUUGGCUAUUUAUAUAAAGUUAUAUUUCACCCAGUGAUUCAUAUACUGCAAAGUCUUCGCUUUUGUAUUUGUAAAUCUAGUAAUUGUCGAAAACUUCUUGUACAUUGUCAUUCUAGCGUCAUAUGCAUCUCACAGACAUCUGCAAACUCGAUUCACGCUUUUGGAAGAGGCUUUGCAUAUACAGAUUAGAAAUUUCACGUUCUAAACGCAACUGAUGCCCCACAAUUCAUAAAUCCUUACAGGCUAAACUGUUCUAUUACAUCCAUAACAAUUCGCUUCUCUUAAUCACCAGUUUUUUUAAAGCUAAAUUAGUAAUAACUUCAAAAAUUAUAAAUUUACUCUCAUUCUUUAAUUAUGCGUAAUCGUGAUACGGGCGGAAAACGUUCACCCGUUCUUACAGUAAAGCUUUUCUUAAAGUGGUGAAAGAUAGGAUGACAGUUUUUGUAUUGAAAUGGGAUGUGUAGUUGUGAAAAUGAACGUGGAACACUUUCUGCCCAUGAAUAUAGUGAUUCGCUUUGCGUAAAGUAUUCAUAUUUUUUUUCUUUCACUGCACUAGAUUCAGGAUGGACAAAAAAAAACUGAAAAUUGAUGGUUUGUUACUGACUCUUUAAUGUAAUGGACGUUCUCAUUUCAAGGAGUGUCGAACUCUUAAAAUAAUACUUUGAAAUAUUGAGUAGCAUAUAAAUAUUGAUUAUAUAUAUAAAUACAUAUAUAUAUAUAUAUAUAUCUGUAUAUGUAUAUCUAACUUUAACCUAUUGAUAUAUAAAAUAAGUACUAUUUAAACAUUGUAACAAUUGUAUAUGAUUUUACUACAUGCUAAUUGUAUUAUAACAGAUCUGCGACCUCCCACUUGUAGACACCCACCGGUUUAAAUUACCAUGCCGCUGAACACAGUUGAGAAAAAAAAAUCAUAGUUUCUUUAAAUCUUGAAAGUACGGGAAUUGUGCGCCCUGAUGUUAAGACUGAUGUACAGUAGCGCGCUAUUCUCCAAAUUACUAUAUUUCAAUACAUAAAAUACAAAAAUAAAACUCUCAUUCUUAGAGGUAAUUAAAAAAACACUGUACACUGGUUUAAUGUAUGCUGUUACAAUAAAUUACAUUCUAUAAUAUUUCAUUCGAAAUUGUAAGUUGAUAUGUAAAUUACACUGCACUAACAUACGCGUCAAUUUAACAACGGCAUAAUAUUUGCUAAUUGCAAGUGUUAUCCGCCAUUUUUCAGUUUCAAAUGUGAAUUCUGCAAAAAGAAUUAAUAUUUCUUUUAGAAAAAUAUUGGACCUUACAGGAACGAAAUAAACGUCUUGAAAAAUUGUUAGAUAUUAUAGCAGCAUACAAUUACGGACCGGGAAGAUUUAAAAGUGUAAGGUCGUUGAACGCAGUAUAUUUGAAAUAGACAAGAAUAAGUAGAUAAGUGGGAUGGACAGAUACAUGAAAAAUUGAAUAACUUGUAUAUUAGUGUAUAGUAUGUAGAAAGAUUAUGAAAUAGCCACAAAAAAAAAUCAUUUUCGACAAUGUUUUUUACAACAGGCAGUGUAGUGUGAGUAGAAAUAUGUCAUUACAUAACAUUUUAAAACAAGCAAUCAGAAACAGUAUAUUAAAUGCACUAUUAAUUAUCUGGCUCACAUGGUAGGUCCAUAAAGUUUGAACACCCAACAAAAAUAGAUAAUGUCCAAAAGCAUAAAGAAACUAGACGUUGCGAGAUUAAUGUUUUUACAAGAUAUAAAUGCUAAAAAGUUAAACAACGCCAUCCUUAAGUAAUCAUUUUUUCAGUUUGUCUUACUUUUUUUUUGUUUCCUAUCUUUCGGUCUUUCACUCAUUUAUAUUUUCUUGUUUUUGACACUAAUUGGUAGAAUGAAGUGUACAGGAGGACAAGAGUGUUGGAUGAAAUUUUUCAAAGUAAUACAGAAGAAUAAUCGAGUUGAUUUUCUAAUACAUGAGACCUGAAAAAAAACAGAUUUGGAAAAAGUUUAAGAAUCUGAUGUUUCUAUAUCCAAUUCGACAAACUAUUAACACUCUUAAUGCGGAAGGUGCAUACUCAAGUGUAACACUGGCAUGUAAUCAAAUAUUCUUUUCCUGUACAUUCUUGGAUAGUGUUGGAGUGUUUCUACUAUGAUUUGGUCAUAUUUAAGUUAAUUUUUCAUUAUUAUUCAAUAUUAUUUACUGUGUUACUUAGCAGCAAGGCCUAGGCAUACUUUUCAUGUUGUGUCAUUGGCGCAUUCAGUGAUGAAUAACUUUCUUUCAAUUAUUUGUUCUUUCUUUUCAAUUUUGUUCAUUAAAGUUGCAACUGCAUUUAACUCGGAAGACUUCAAGAAGUUACAGUCUUAUCAGUUACCCUUUAAAGUCAUUUAGUGCUGCGGGCUUCAGGGAAGCAUUCUAAAAAAUCACCUCUGAUAAUUAUUGAAGAUAUAAAUAAUUCAUUAAUCAAGUUAUAAAUACUUCAGCAUAGUUUUAAAUAACGUUUGUUGCACUACGAAGGCAGAUUGCGAUGUAGAUGCAGUUAAUUAAUCGUUAUAAUUAUUAAUUAUGUCGUGUUUCAUCGCUUGAGUUAAGUUCUUUUUUGUACGCAAUGAGUACCUAUCUUAGAUCCUAUUUAUUCUCCUAUUCGCCAUUCAGCUCAAAACUAAUUGCACGCAAGAUAGUGCACAUUGAAAAAUCUGAAUAAGGAACGUUACUAUGUAUAUACUAAAUUUCACUUAAUAUUUUACUUCAAAAUAACCGAAAAAGAAUAACCCUAUUUUUAAAAAGCUUCUGAAAAUUAAUGGAUCAUUAUAUUCACAAGAUCAAUGCGAUCAGUUUACAAAACUUAUUUCGUUUUAAAUAUUCUGAAAGUACAUCGAUAGUUAAAUUGAAGAAUUGAAUUGGCAUCUGAUUUGUGCUUAUCUAAAAUCUUCUAAACUUUGAUUCACAUUUUUGGAACAGCAGAAGAAUUCUAUACCAGAAUCAACUACCCAUAUUUGUAGUCGUGGGUAGAUGAAAAAAAUGUUCCUAAUAAUUAUCUGGUAUUAGAGUAUCUGAGUGCCUAAUAAGUAAUAUUCCAUUGAGAGAUAAAUUUUGUAUAUCCAUAGAAACACUUCUAGAAUUCGGUUCAAGUUCAAUAACACACAUGGUAUAGUCGUGCUAGUUUGUUUUAAUUCUAGCAGCAUUUCAUUCAUAGCUACACACAUGCUAAACACCUUGCAUACACACACACACACAGACACAUACACGUAAACAUGCGUAUUUUAAAAAAUGGUAAUGAAUUAACGGUAAUCUAAAUGUAACAUGUAUAUGAUGGUUGUACAAAUGUAACAUUUUUUUCCAUUGUGUAUGAUGAAGUUUUGGAGAUUUAAAAAAAAACGAAGCAAAAAGUAACAAACAAAGAAACGGAAUGUGUAGUUGGGAAAAAGACGCAUGUGCGAUAAUCCACAUUGUUUCGACAACAGAUCGAUCCAUUGAUUUAAACCGCAAGUGAUUUACCGAUAAAUAUAAUUACUCUUAAUUAUUAAUGAAAUACCAUUUCUGUAAUAACAUUAUGAUAUAAAACCAUACAUUGAAUGGGAAUUACUCACA
This is a messenger RNA of Neodiprion fabricii, 12774 nucleotides long. RefSeq names its product maternal protein pumilio (gene pum). Gene Ontology annotation, molecular function: mRNA 3'-UTR binding. NCBI's taxonomy places the organism in Eukaryota, Metazoa, Arthropoda, Insecta, Hymenoptera, Diprionidae. The coding region runs from base 821 to 4576 and encodes 1251 amino acids. The record is from RefSeq and is a predicted model, not a curated record. Gene Ontology annotation, biological process: post-transcriptional regulation of gene expression. The transcript is spliced from 18 exons. Gene Ontology annotation, cellular component: cytoplasm; nucleus.